This is a messenger RNA of Sitodiplosis mosellana (orange wheat blossom midge), 3465 nucleotides long. RefSeq lists its product as uncharacterized. Bases 1111 to 2580 code for a protein of 489 amino acids. Lineage: Eukaryota; Metazoa; Arthropoda; Insecta; Diptera; Cecidomyiidae. The transcript is spliced from 5 exons. The record is from RefSeq and is a predicted model, not a curated record.
UUCACAUAUAUACACACAGCCACAAGACAUUGACGGCAAGAAGUGGUGAGCCAAAGACAUAGCGAGCAACCUGGCUCAUGUAGUUUGGUGAAAUGAAUUAGUGUUCAAACGGUGUGCUACGACACAUAUCGCAUUAACUCGUUAUUCCGUGCAUUCCAAACAUUGGAUUGAGAUCAAAAUAUGUCGUUUAGUUUACAGUUUGGUUUCGAAUCACAUCGAUCACAUUUCAGCAAUACGAUUUUGAUUAAAACAGUGAUUUUCAUAUUAUUUUGAGAAAAGAAAAAACGAACCUACAGUGGCGUUUUGGAAGCAAAUUAAUUUGUGUAUUUUGUGUUCAGUGUGGAAUUUUCGCGAUCGAAAAAGCUAGUUUUGGCACGAGGAACCUACAUACAUAAAAAAAACCGUUGGAUAAGACAAAAAAUAACACGUUAGUGAAUGAACCUAAUUUAAGCCACAAAGCCACAUAGGCGCUAAGAACGGGAAACAAACAUACACACAAAUACGUUUGCGACAAACAACGUAAAAUUGUUGAAAAGGUGAAUGCGGAAGAUAUUUUCAUUUCAUUGAUUGCAACCAAGAAAGAAAUCCGAUACGACACAACUGGACAUUCAUCAUAUAUAGACACGAAGCGGUAGUCAUACAAAAGCGAAGUAAAAAACAAAACCCGAAAGAGUCAGGGAAAACCAGAAGAAGAGUGGAAGAAACAAUUACAACAAAAGAAAGACAGAUAAAAAUGAAAGAAACAGCGUCUUAGCAUAUAUGCUCGUGCGCGAAUGUUCAUAAAACGCUUUUGCAUACUAAAGUAGACGGCAUGACUGCUUCAAGUAUGACGUAUCAAUAGCAUUGAUUGUCAGUUGUUUAUCUUUCUGGCGAGAGAAAGUGUGUACAUUUUUGUUCGAUUCGUGUUUACGCCUAUAUUGAACGCUGAGAACGGGCCACAAUAUCAACAUUGUCAUAAAAAAUAGAAGAAGAAAAAAAUCGGCGACCAAAGCAACAGAUAAAGCAAAGAAAAAACAGCAAUAAAAAUAGAUGAUAAGCUGGAUUGACAUUCAGAUUUCAUGUUUCUGAUAUAAAAUUCGGAAAUAUUUUCACACAUCAAACACAUCCGACAUGUGUCAAAAACGAGUCAACUGGCGGCAAUACACACUUUCGAUUUUGCUGCUAAUUAUUGUCUUGGCAUCAAACUCAAGUCAACAUAAACUAUUCAGUUCGCCUCAGCCCUUUCAACGGUAUUCCAAAGCGGUAGACAAUGAUCAAAAUGGAUUUAUGCCCAUUUUUCCGCCAACCGAAUACACUUCGGUUGCCACUCCUGCUGUACUUGGUUCUGCAGUUCCUUUUUCUGUAGCUCCUUCUGUAUCUGUCACGAAUUAUGAAGAACCCGUGACGAUAUUGAAUCCAAUGGAAACAGUGGAAGUCGAGAGGCGCAUUGAUACCGAUGAAACAUCCGGUGAAACAGAGGAUUCAAAUGAUACAGAAGCAAUUCGAAGUAUCAAUCAAAGCCUUCAGGAGCUACACGAGAUGACAAUGGAUUUCUUGACUAUAGUCAAACAGAAUGGCAUCCAAAAGCGAUCGGUCGACCAGCAACGAAACUUUAUCACUGACUAUUUGCUCAGCGAUCAAGUUAUCAAUCGUGUGAAGAAAUUUACGGAAAAGUAUAUUUUCCAGGCGGGAAGCAGUUCGGCAAUACAAAACAUUGUGCCAGCCGGUGGCCGUUUGUUCUUCUUUAAAGGCUUUAAAAAGUUGAUGUGGCCAAUCUUUAUCGGCGUUCAAGUGGCAAAAACCGUGCUGCUGGCCAUGUUUCUGCCGAGCAUUAUCGGAUCAAUAGGCAAAAUGGUUGGAAAAGGUCUUUUAUCAUCGUCGGGAGUUGGUCAUCCAGCUGAAACGGUCGAUGAUUUCGAAUUCAAAGAUAAUCCACCACCCGAAGAACCGACUGGAACUGGUAUUGGAUACAAUUAUCCAGCCCAACCGCAAUUGACUGCCAAUCAUGCAAACGUCGACCCUAGUGCAUACGACACCGCACCGGCUGCCAACAAUAUGCUGUCAAUGUACGAUAUCGCCGAACCGAAACCACAAUUUACGCUCGCCAACACAUACGCAAUGCCGGAGUAUGCACAAAAUUCGCGGAAAGAAACGCUGCAGAGCAAAAAAGACGAUUUCAAAGUGUUCCAUGACAUUCCAGCGUCAUCGAUGCUACUCACCAAUUAUGAUCCAUUUUACAGUCCGUUGCUGUCGCGACUGGAUGCCGUCUUCCAUCAGCUCAACCUGGCCGGCGGUAAUGAAGCGUGUCGUGAAAAACUUGUCUGUCUGAUGUAUGCAAGUCCGGCCAAAUAUAUGCCGUACAGUAAUUUAGUAUCAGCGCAAUUAAGUCGAGAAUUGAACGAAUUACGAAAACCGACCAGUGACAACGUGGAGAUAUUGCGAUUCUUCAAGUAUAUGCGAGCAGCACGGGACGGACAAGAUGGAAAGAACUGCCAUAAUAUUUAUAAAAAAUGCUCCAGUUCCGAAGACACCGACCAACCGGCCAUGCUCACCACAUACAACGACAUCAAUAAAUUGGUGCAGGCCAGAAAAAUGCAUUAAACCAUGAACAAAGCAAUCAAUCAGUGUGUGUAUUGUGCAUCAAUGUGUGACUAAAAUGUCAAUGCAAGAAUUCUACGAGAAAAAAAAAACAAAGAAGAAGAAGAAGAAUCCAGUGAAACUAUUGAGAAUGCACUCCGAGUGAUGUGAACAGAAGAAACAAAAGAAGAAUGAAAAGAAUACGAUUCAUUUUUGCCCAGACCCAGUGACAUGAAAAAAAGAACUCUAGAAAAAUAUUGUGAAUUUUGGGGUCAAAAAAUUAACAAUUGGUUGCAUUAUACACAAAAAAAAAAUACACCGACGUCGUCACCGUUGGCGGAGUGCAUAUCUUACUUUGCCACAUGAAAUAGACUUUGCUCCGUAUUGGAGUUUAGCAAAAGAAAUUGAAUUCGAUUUGUGUACAUAGUUGCUAGUUUGUUUAAUAGAUGCAUAGACAUUCCAAAGUAUAAUCUAGAUUAAAUGAAUUUUCCAUUUCGAACGGAUUCCAUCGGAAUAUUUUCACACCAUUCAAAUCAAACUUUACAUAGAUAUUUUCGGGUUUUCCUCGUCAAGAAGGUCAAUGUUGGAGUUUGAUAUACAAAUUUAGUGAUUUACUAGUGUCUAAAUGAGUGGAAAGAAAUGAAAUGAAAAAACAAAGAAUAGAACCAUCUUAGAAUUAAAACCAACGAUUUGGCCUUCAUUUCACGACACGGCAGUGUGAAAUAUAACGAAAUUAAAAAAAUAGCCAUUUUAAUUUAUUGAAUUCAAAAUUCGUGUUAAAAUUAUUUAUUUAUUUAUUCGGUGAAAAUUUAAGCUAUUUAUUGCCUUCCAAUUAGAAAUAUUUAUGAACUUAGAUAGAUGACAAAAAAAAGCAUUAAUUCAAUAAAGAGCGUGUAUUAUGUAAUGUAG